AUGGCUAAUCACAACAAGGUGAUAGCCUUUGCAUUGUUGGUUCUGCUCUUUGUGGAUCUUGCUUUGGCUUCAAGACCCGUAAAGGUUGGAGUUAACAAUGGAGGUGGUGGCGGCGGAGGAGGAGGAGGUGGUGGUGGUGGUGGUGGCGGAGGAUCUUCUGGGGCGGGUUCAGGAUCAGGAUAUGGGUCUGGUUCUGGCUCAGGGUAUGGCUCUGGUGGCGGGAUAGGAAAGGGUGGAGGUGGUGAAGGAGGCGGCGGAGGUGGAGGUUCUGGAGGAGGUAAUGGCGCCGGAAGCGGUUCGGGUUAUGGUAGUGGCAGUGGCAGUGGCUCUGGAUACGGAAAUGGAGGUGGAAAAGGAGGAGGUGGUGGUGGUGGUGAAGGAGGCGGUGGAGGUGGAGGUUCUGGAGGAGGUAAUGGUGCCGGAAGCGGUUCCGGUUAUGGUAGUGGCAGUGGUUCCGGAUACGGAAGUGGCGGUGGAAAAGGAGGAGGUGGUGGUGGUGGUGAAGGAGGCGGUGGAGGUGGAGGUUCAGGAGGUGGUAUUGGUGAUGGGAGUGGUUCGGGUUAUGGAAGUGGCAGCGGCUCAGGGUAUGGUUCCGGCAGCGGAAUAGGAAAAGGAGGUGGAGGUGGUGGCGGCCAAGGAGGCGGUGGAGGUGGUGGUUCUGGAGGUGGUAACGGUGAAGGAAGUGGUUCGGGUUAUGGUAGCGGAAGCGGUUCUGGAUAUGGAAGUGGAGGUGGAAAUGGAGGAGGCGGUGGUGGUGGUGGAGGAGGAGGAGGCGGAGGCGGUGGUGGUGGUGGAGGGAAUGGUGCAGGAAGCGGUUCAGGUUAUGGUAGUGGCGGUGGUUCGGGAUAUGGAAGUGGCGGUGGCAAUGGAGGCGGUGGUGGUGGAGGAGGUGGCGGUGGAGGCGGCGGUGGUGGAGGAGGGAAUGGUUCUGGAUAUGGCUCCGGUAAUGGAUCCGGUUACGGGUCUGGCUAUGGAUCCGGGUCCGGCGGUAAACCGUAA
Messenger RNA from Oldenlandia corymbosa var. corymbosa, 999 nucleotides. Lineage: Eukaryota; Viridiplantae; Streptophyta; Magnoliopsida; Gentianales; Rubiaceae. The record is from the annotation of a GenBank genome assembly.